Messenger RNA from Erpetoichthys calabaricus (reedfish), 2079 nucleotides. RefSeq lists its product as uncharacterized. The transcript has a single exon. Gene Ontology annotation, molecular function: nucleic acid binding. NCBI's taxonomy places the organism in Eukaryota, Metazoa, Chordata, Cladistia, Polypteriformes, Polypteridae. Gene Ontology annotation, biological process: DNA integration. The coding region runs from base 1 to 2079 and encodes 692 amino acids. The record is from RefSeq and is a predicted model, not a curated record.
AUGUCUGUGGAGUACCUAGGACAUGUUAUUGAUUCUGAGGGGUUGCACACAGCUCCUUCAAAAGUGAAGGCAAUAGUAGAUGCCCCUGCUCCAAGCAAUGUCAGCCAACUGAGAUCAUUCUUAGGUCUCGUGAACUAUUAUGGGCGUUUCAUUCCACAGCUAGCAACGUUGUUGAAACCACUCCAUGAGUUGCUGUGUGAGAGUAGACCCUGGAAAUGGUCACAGGAGUGUGAAACGACAUUUAGCAAAACCAAGGCCGCGCUGGCUGAUAAAAGAGUUUUAACACAUUUUGACCCAUCCUUACCAAUUCAGUUAGCUUGCGAUGCAUCCCCUUACGGUGUUGGGGCUGUGGUGUCGCAUAUUAUGUCAACAGGUGAGGAGCGACCAAUUGCAUUUGCGUCAAGAACAUUGAGUAAAACUGAAACAAAAUAUCCUCAAAUUGAAAAAGAGGCUUUAAGCAUCAUUUUUGGAAUAAAAAAAUUCCACACUUACCUCUUUGGUCGAAAAUUUACCCUGCUAACAGACCACAGACCUCUCACGUCUAUUUUUGGCUCACACACUGGUGUACCAUCUAUGGCAGCAAGCAGACUGCAGCGCUGGGCAUUGCUCCUUGGGGCUCACAAUUAUGAGAUCAAAUACAGGCGUUCGGAGGCACAUGGAAAUGCAGAUGGUUUGUCAAGACUUCCCCUACCUGACCAACCCAGAGAACAAGGGCAAAAGAUUUUUUACUUUAAGAUGGUGGAAAAUGCACCUAUCACUGCCCACCAGAUUAAGCAAGAAACCAAGGGUGAUUAUACACUGUCAAAACUACUCACCUGCAUUCUUAAAGGGCAGGACCUUAGCACCCUUAAUGCACUGCCUGAUGUUCAGCCUUACCUUUCACGGGGAAAGGAGCUAUCUGUGACAGCAGGAUGCCUCAUGUGGGGCAUGCGAGUAAUUAUACCACAAAGGUUGAGGAAACCCAUUCUGGAUGAGUUACAUCUUGGACACUGUGGUAUAGUCCGAAUGAAAGAGCUAGACCGGAGUUAUUUUUGGUGGCCUGGACUGGAUCGUGAUAUUGAGGAAAAGGCAAAUUCAUGUUCAUCAUGUCAAGGCCUCAGAAAUAUGCCAAGUCCAGCACCAUUGCAUCCAUGGGAAUGGCCUGCUAGUCCUUGGCAACGCGUUCAUUUAGAUUUUGCAGGACCUGUAGAGGGUGUUAUGGUUCUGGUCGCAGUGGAUGCACAUUCUAAGUGGCCUGAGAUCACUGUCAUGCCCGACAUCACAUCAGAAAAGACAAUCCAAACCUUAAGAGAGAUGUUUGCACGUUUUGGACUGCCAGAGCAGAUCGUGACGGAUAAUGGGCCUUCUUUUGUAUCCCAAGAAAUGGAAGAAUUCCUAAAAGGUAAUGGUAUUAAACAUCUCCUAUCCAGCCCUUAUCAUCCUUCAACUAAUGGCCUGGCUGAAAGAAUGGUGCAAACCCUUAAACAUGCUCUUAAAGCAUCCAAAAGUGAAGCACCUUUCAAACAACGUCUUUAUACCUUUCUUCUUAAAUAUCGUAACACACCCCAUGCAACAACAGGUAUGUCACCAGCUGAUCUGUUCCUAAAAAGGCAGCUGAGAACACGUCUUGAUUUGUUGAGACCAGCUACCACUCAAAUGAGAGUUAAUGAUAAGCAGCACGAUCAAGUAAAACAACGUGCCAAGCGGGCUAAAGAUCGUGAGUUUUUCAGUGGAGAUGCUGUCCUUGCUCGUAACUAUUCCACCACUGAGAAAUGGGUACCAGCAACCAUUCUUCAAAAGACUGGACCUGUCUCUUAUAAGGUAUGCACACGAGACCACCAGACAUGGAGACGACAUGUUGAACAGCUGUUACCCUCUAUACCUGUUGAAGAAGCCGGUAGCACAGAAACGUCUGAGGAACCUAGUUUUAGUGAGUUGAUCCAAAGCCAGCCAGGAAUACCACCUGACUCUACUGUUUCAAUUCCUGCCGAUGCUGUCGUGCCAAGGUUACCUGAGGUUGCCUUAGGGGAUGAACACACCUCAGCUGUACGACGUAACCCUCUCAGAAGCAGGAAGCCUCCUGACCGUCUUAACUUAUGA